AGUUUCAGGAAGAGAUGAUGGAAGCCAUUACAGAAGCAGCAGUAGACUCGAGUGGGGUGUCAGAGGAAGCAGAGGGCCUGAGGCCUCUUGAACCAGAUGACAGUGGAACCUUUCAACAAGUCAUGAACCUCCUGGACAUCACUGACAGUGACUCAGCAAAGACGGACACGACAGGGGCAGGCCUUGACAUGCGGAAGACUCUGGCUUCAGUGAUAAUCACAGAGAAGGCCACCGCUGAGCCCUCUGUGGUGAUAAACACUCUCAUCCAUUGCCUACAGGUGCCAGAGAUUUCCACCCAGCGCAAGGUCAACAUUUACAACAUCCUCCAGGGGAUCAUCCAGCAGGAGGGGGAGCUGGAGGAGCAGUGCGUGCGGAGGCUGGUGGCCAUCGCCUCCAAGGAGAUGAGGGAGAUCCCGGAGGUAGGACCCCAGGCUCCAUUGGUGCCUUCCCUCUGCCAGCCCAGGAGCUGGGCCACUGGGGCCUGGCCCAGAAUGCCCACAGCCCUGUGCAGUUACUUCUCAUAUCAGAUGAGGCAGCAGAAGGUGGGAGGUGGGAGCCUCACGGCUUGCUGGGAUGAAGGCCUGGCUGAGAGACAUGAGCCACGGCACCCGGCCUCUAGCUUACUUUUGAAUGCUUUUCUGAUACCUGGACCAUUUCCUGGGCCCCGGCCAGGGCAGAGGGCUGAGCGAGCUCUGGACUGUUGGCAGUGGAGGGCAGCAGGGUUGUCCUCUCUGCCUUCUCCCUGCUCACCCCCAGCCUCCUGUAAUCUCCCCCACAACCUCGCAGUGUUUGAGUUCAUGCCGUACAUGGGCAUCACCCUGGCUACCAUCACCAUGCUGAGACUUGCCACUGAAGCCAAGACACGCCAGGCGAUUUGUGGUGCCAUGGAGACCUUCUGUGAGACGGUGCAGUUUUAUCUGAAGCACCUGGAGGAGAGCGUGUACCCCGUGAUGACAGAGGAGCAGUUUGCGCUGAAACUGUUCCCCAUGUAUCACUACUUCGUGACUGUGUGGCUGAGGCACCACAACCCCGAGGUGAAGCUGGGGGUGAUCAAGUCCCUGAAGCCCAUGCUCAACCUCCAUCUGCCCAACGAUGACCUGAAGGAGCAGGUCUAUGACUACAUCCCCCUGCUGCUGGCGGAGUACCUGGAGGCUCUCUUCACCACACAGGUCUUGAGGUAGAUCCUGGAAGUGUCAGUCAUCACCAACACCCCCGUCCCCCAAAUGCAGCUACACACCGUUUUCACAGAACUGCAUAUCCAGGUGUGCAACAAGGCCCCGGACCAGCAUCAGUACAGCAGCCAGAACCUGAUGGAGAUGGUGCACUGCUUCCUAGCCCUUGCUCGCUCCUACCCCAAGGAGCUGAUGAAGUUCUUCUUUAGCCAGAUGGAGAUGAGCAAGGAAGCCGUCCACGUGGGGACUCUGACUCUGAUUAGGGCUAUAGUGAGCGCAGAUGAGCCCAGGAUGAGUAUCAGGGCCAUCUACCUGGCCAUCCGGGUGGUCAAGAACACCCUCUCUGACACCCGGUCCAAGGUGAGGAUGGCUAUUCUCCGCAUCAUUGGGCAGUUGGCUCUCUCUGGCUACCAGGAGAGAAUCAAAGGCUGGGGCUUGAAGUACGUGUCUGUGCAGCUGACCUUAACUACCUACAAACUGACAAAUCACUGGGAGAACUUUUCUCAGAGGGACUCGGAGGAGAGAAUGGUCCACAGAGUCACCAUGGACACUGUAAAGAUCAUUACCUCUUCCGUCAGUGGGAUGACCAACGAGUUUUGCUACAUCAUGGAGACAGACUACAUGGAAGCCUUGACUCCUAUCUGUAUCAGCCUCACAAACCUGGCAGAGCACCAGCUCCAUGGCCAGGACGUGGAUGUCAGCAUGGCUGGCAAAAGCAGGCAAGUGGACCUGCCUGCACCUCAGAAGCUGCUGGCCCGUCUCCUGGUGCUGAUGUCAUCACCUUACAAGGGGGAUGGUCGUGGGAUAGCCAUGCUCAACCUCUUAAGGACCCUGAGCCAGAGCAUCGCACCCUCCAUGGCCGACAUGUGGGAGCUGGAGAUCCCACUACUGGUCCGGUACCUGGAAGAACAUACUGAGUUCACUUGGGAUCAGAAAGCCUGGGAGGACAAGCUGAUUCAGUUUCUGCAAAACUCCCUCAAGAAGACCUGGAGGUCCAGCGGAUGGAGCCUGUUGUUGAGUAAAGAGCUAAACAAGCAGAUUGUGAGCUUUGACAGCCCCUCUCUGGAGAAGGCUCGUCUUCACAGGGACAGGACGGGCUUGGGCCUCACCUUGGCCACAGUCCUGGAGGCCAGCAAGGUGGAGGUCCUGCUGCUGGAGCUGCUGUACAAGACAGACCUCAGCAAUGACUUUGACUGCAAGGGUGUGAUUCUGUGCUUUGGCCUGUGUGUCCUGGGCCAGGUGAAAACGGUGCUAAAUGUGCUUCAUGACUUUGAGGAGAGGAUCCAGGAGUCAGAGCAGUCCUGGCAGAUCAGCGCUUGGCAGGUAAGGCACCCUUGCUCCACAGCUGGCUCUUGGAACCUCUUAGCACAGUCCCUGGCCUGUCUUGCUCACUACUGCAUGCCCAAGGCUGCAGCUUGGAUUCUUCCGGGGCUGCUCACAAACAUCCUCUCUCUCCUUUUCCUCUUCUGGGAACGGGACGUCUGUCUCGAAAUGGCCUUCAUGAAGAGUGUUGUGCAGGUUACCAAGGCCAUCAACUACAUCAAGGACCUGGAGGACUUUCAGUUUGCCCAGAAGACGACUCUCACUAGCAUCAUAGUGGCGGUCCUCGAGGCGGAGACGACUGACAACCUGGUUUCUGCAGUGCGAGCCUUCGCGAUGGAGGCCCUCUUGCACCUGAGCAAGCUGAAGCCUUUCUACUCCACGGAGGAAAACAGUGAGCUGAUGGAUACCAGCAUACAUUCGGUAAUUUCUCUCCAACUCCCAGGAGAGGACAAUGAGUCCAUUAAAACCCUGUAUGCAAACGCCCUAAGCACCCUGAAGCAGCUGAUGGAGAGCCUCUUGCAGAGGGAGCUGGACCCCAGGCAGCUGCAGGAGAUGGUGCAGCUCCUGAAAAAGUGGAUCCUGACGGAGAAGGAAUGGGAGCGGGAAAAGGCCAUGAGCCUCCAGCUCUAUCUCACACGGAUCUAUGUCUAUAGCACUGGCGUCUGCAUCCCUCUGAAGCUGGGGCAGUUUGGCACAAUGGUCAGGCUUAUCGCCCCGUGCACCUGUGAUGCCCAUCAAAGAACCCGCAUGGCCUCAAUGAAUGUCUUGUCCAGCCUGCUGGAUCUUCACACAAGCCAGACCAGCUCCUUGUGGGGCCCUUCCAAGAAGAAGCAGCUUGAGAAAUGUAAGGAGGACCUCCAGGGCACAGACAUGGAAAAGAUCUGUGCAUCCUCCAGAAUCACCAAGGUGGUCUGCACAGAGUUUAACUGUGAUGAGGUGGUCUCACUCAUCCAGAAGCUCUGCAAGAACAUUGGGGCCAUGGACCUGCAGCAUGACAAGGCCUCUGUCACCUGGAUAGGCUCCUUCCUCCAGAUGUGGACCAAGGAGCUGGAAGACAAGGUGGCUGAGAUCCUGGGCACCAUCCUGGUGCACCUGCCGGUGAUGGACCACCCAGAGGUGCGGUGCUUUCUCAUUGAAGGCAUCCUGCUGCUGGCACACCGCCACUGGGAGACCAUCCUCACGUCACUCCUGAGGCAGCCUCUGCCCAUGGAGAGCCACCUGGCAGAGGUGUGGCUGGCCACGUCGGAGAACGUGCCCUUCACCCGGACCAUGCUCCACAGCCUGAUGGGCCUGCUGCAGUCAUGGCUCAGCCCCAGGGUCAGUGCCACCUUGAAGGCUGACAUCUGGCGCUUGACUGCAGUGGACCCUCUGAUGACCCUGUGCACCAUCCACCUUCUCAUGGAGAAGCUGGAUGAGAACGACAGCCUCCCGGACUUCCUCCCUGACCUCAUCUACACCCUCCUGCUGCAGCUUGGCAGCAGCCACCAACCAGAGGCCGCCUCGCCAGUCCUGAAGACCUGGAGGCUGGUCUACACCACACCUCUGCCCGAGGAGAUGAACCUGCAAAGGGUCACCAUCAAGUCCAUGCAGCUCUUGUUCAAGAGAAUCAAGAGCCAGCACCUGGCAUGUGACCUGGAUGAGCAGGCGGUGUGGGACCUCCUGCAGGGCAGAAGGACGUUCCUGGAGGGCUUGAGCCUGCUGGCCAGGUUGUGCAUGCAGCAUGUGGAGGGCCACAGGCAGAGGCUGGCGGAGCUGGUGCUCAGGGGCAUGGACUCAGAAGUCCUGAACUGCCACAUCAGCAGCACGGCGGCCUGCGUGGAAUUCAUGAGCGACCUGGUUCUGUACCAGGAGAAGCUGCUGAAGCCGGCGGUGGUGCUGCUGGAGAAGGGGGCCGACCAGAAGGAGGAUGAGGCCCUGCGGGUGCUCCUGCGUGCCCUUGGCAACAUGGCCCUGGGCGCCCCCAUGAAGGUGAAGCAGUUCCGGAAGGUAUUGCUGGAGAAGUGCCGUCCCCCAAGGGAGCCCACGAGCACCAGUGUGACUGCUGAGGCUAUAAACGCCCUGACCAAGAUCCUGGCAGAGCUCCGAGAACGGGAUGUGGGGUCCUUUUUUGAUGCCAUCUCUGAGCAGUGCAGGAUCUUCUUUGACAACGAGAGCAAGCUGCUGCGUCUGAAAGCCUUCGUACUCUUUGGGAAGCUGGCAAGGGUGGUCGGGAUGUCCAAGAAGCAUUUCUUCAAAGGGAAGGUGAAGAAGGCCUGGAUCCCCCUCAUGCUGCACUCCCAGGACCCCUGCUCCGACUCACCCCAAGCCUGUAUGGCUACCAUGUUUCAGUGUGUACACUUCUGGGGCUGGAAGUCCCUGCAGUGUCCCUCACGGCCAUGUGAUACCACUACCGAUGACAAGAUGACUGUUUUCCAGACAACCAUGUGUUCCAUCCUGUCUCAGAAAAAGCCAGCUGUUCUUUACAGCUUCUUUCUAGAAACGAUGGUCUCUGUUAAAAAUAGCUUGUCAAGGAUCAGAAUCGCAGCUUGCAACUUGGCAGGAAUUAUUAUGAAGCAGAUGUCUACACAUCAUCUGAAAAAGCUGGACAUCCCAGCAUUGCAGAAUUCCCUCCAGGAACUACAGCUGGACCCGGAUCCUGAGGUCAGGCGGGCAGCCCUGGAGACGCUCAAAGUCCCGGAUAGCUGUAGUCAGCACAGGCUUCUGGCUUCACCCAAAGGAAUGUCCUGGGUGGUCCAAACAUAAGAUGUAAACUGUCUUCUUAGGGCCAAAUGCAAGCCCUUAUCAAUGUCGUUUGUAAGAAGUUUAGUUUGUAGGAAAAACAUUGUGAACUAAUUACUCUCCUUUUCUUUCUUCCAUUGAAAUAAACCUCCACUGCCAUCGGAGU
This is a messenger RNA of Callithrix jacchus (white-tufted-ear marmoset), 5379 nucleotides long. It is a transcript of the gene MROH2A, whose product is annotated as maestro heat like repeat family member 2A. Gene Ontology annotation, cellular component: cytoplasm. Lineage: Eukaryota; Metazoa; Chordata; Mammalia; Primates; Cebidae. The record is from RefSeq and is a predicted model, not a curated record.